Molecule: messenger RNA, 1680 nt
Organism: Leucoraja erinaceus (little skate)
Lineage: Eukaryota; Metazoa; Chordata; Chondrichthyes; Rajiformes; Rajidae
Gene: pcid2
Product: PCI domain containing 2
Exons: 16
Coding region: 408-1607 (399 amino acids)
Biological process (GO): post-transcriptional tethering of RNA polymerase II gene DNA at nuclear periphery; poly(A)+ mRNA export from nucleus; transcription elongation by RNA polymerase II
Cellular component (GO): transcription export complex 2
Molecular function (GO): double-stranded DNA binding; RNA binding
Source: RefSeq, a predicted model, not a curated record
GGAGAAGAAGAAGAAGAAGGAAGAGGAAGAAGGAGAAGGAGGAGGAGGAGAGAGCGGCGGCGGCGAGUGGAGAGGAGCGGGGAGCAGAGAGAGGGGAGAGAGAGCAGCUGAGGGGAAGAGGGGGGGAGCAGAGAGAGGAACAGAGGAGCGAGGAGCAGAGGGGAGGCGACAGGGAGCGGAGGGCGGCGAAGAGCCCGAGGCCUCGGCUGCAGUCUGCUGGUGGGUCCCGGGUGAAGCGCUUAGGCUGCCGCCGGAGCACCGCGGCGGUCCUCUCUGAGUGGCAGGUGUAAUUUACAAUGCAGAGCCCUACCCAGGUUACGAAUGCCUGGCUUUUGUACAGCCUAUACAUAUGAACAAGUGAUCUGUCAUUUUACCUCAACAGUAUCUGAACUGCCAUUCUGCCAACAAUGGCACACAUCACUGUGAAUCAGUAUUUGCAACAGGUAUUGGAGUUCAUCGACAGCAGAGAUAGUGAAUCCUGUGCUGAAUUUUUAUCAUUUAAACAUCCUCACAUUGCAAAUCGUAGGUUACAGUUAGCAAAUCCAGAGGAGAGAUGCCAGCAGAUCCUAGAACCUCCUUAUGAUGAAAUGGUAGCAGCUCAUUUAAGGUGCGCUUUUGCAGUGGCAAAUCAUGAUUUUGUAGAGGCAUAUAAAUACCAAACAUUUGUAGUGCAAUCAUUCUUGAAGGCCUUCCAAGCUCACAAAGAAGAGAACUGGGCUUUACCGAUUAUGUAUGCAGUAGCUCUGGACCUGCGAAUCUUUGCAAAUAGUGCUGACCAACAGUUGGGCAAGAAAGGAAAGGGCAAGACUGGAGAUAUGCUGGAGAAAGCUGCAGAACUACUGAUGAGCUGUUUCCGGAUUUGUGCCAGUGACAACCGUGCAGGAAUCGAUGACUCUAAGAAAUGGGGAAUGCUGUUUCUCGUCAAUCAGCUGUUCAAAAUAUACUUUAAGAUCAAUAAACUCCAUUUGUGUAAACCCUUAAUCCGAGCAAUUGAUAGCUCCAGCUUAAAGGAUGAAUACAGUAUGGCGCAAAGAGUGACGUAUAAGUAUUACGUUGGAAGGAAAGCCAUGUUUGACAGUGAUUUUAAACAAGCUGAAGAAUAUCUGUCAUUUGCGUUUUGCCAUUGCCACAGGGCCACCCAGAAAAAUAAGCGGAUGAUUUUGAUUUAUUUGCUACCUGUGAAAAUGCUUCUUGGUCACAUGCCAACAGUGCAGCUAUUGCGAAAAUAUGACCUCCUUCAGUUUUCUGAUGUCACCAAAGCAGUUGGUGAAGGGAACCUUCUGCUCCUGAAUGAAGCUUUGACGAAGCAUGAGGCUUUCUUCAUUCGCUGUGGAAUCUUUCUAAUACUUGAGAAACUGAAGAUAAUAACUUACAGAAACCUUUUCAAGAAAGUGUAUUUAUUACUCCGAACGCAUCAACUGCCACUUGAUGCUUUCCUGGUUGCUCUUAGAUCCAUGCAGAUCGUGGAUGUUGAUAUCGAUGAAGUCCAGUGUAUUAUAGCCAACCUCAUCUACAUGGGACAUAUUAAGGGUUACAUCUCUCACCAGCAUCAGAAGCUUGUGGUCAGUAAACAGAACCCUUUCCCAUCUCUGUCCUCUGUGAGUUAACCAGCUGAGGCCAGCCAUUUGUGUAUUCUCUCUCCUGGCAAUUCCUCAACAUGCAUGGUGGUGGCUAAUGGUC